GCGCUGAGCCGAGCCCGGAGCGCGGCGGCCGCUGAGAGCCCCCGGCCGGAGGCGCGGAGCGGCCUGCACUGAGCGCGGCGCGGCGGGAUGGCGGCGGCCCCGGGCCCGUAGCCGGCGGCGCUGGGAGCCCGGCGGCUCCAUGGAGGAGACUUAGGGGAGCGCCCGGGACGGGACCGGAGCCGGCGAUGAUGAUGCCGUCACCUGGACAGACCCUGACCACUGGAGGCCUGAGGACAUAGCUGCAGCUGCUGCCUGGGAUCCAGAAGGCGUGGAGGCAGGGAAGAGCCUAGAACUUUGAGGUGGCUGUGAACUCUAAGAUGUCCUUGAGCAGCGGAGCUUCCGGAGGGAAAGGAGUGGAUGCAAACCCUGUUGAGACGUACGACAGUGGGGAUGAGUGGGACAUUGGAGUAGGGAACCUCAUCAUUGACCUGGACGCUGACUUGGAGAAGGACCAGCAGAAACUGGAAAUGUCAGGCUCCAAAGAGGUGGGGCUGCCGGCGCCCAACGCCGUGGCCACACUGCCUGAUAACAUCAAGUUUGUGACUCCGGUGCCGGGCCCUCAGGGCAAGGAGGGCAAGUCCAAAUCCAAGAGGAGCAAGAGUGGCAAGGACAGUGGCAAGCCGGCCCAAGGAACCUCUCUGUUCACUCCUGGCGAUGGGGCCAGCGGCAAGAAGGAGGUUCAGGGACGUUCUGGGGAUGGCGCCAGUUCGGGCGGCCUGGUGGCUGCUGUCAUCCCAAAGGGCACUGAGAAGUCGGCCAAGGCAUCUCGCAGCGUGGCCAGCUCCAAAAAGGAGAAGGAGGGCAGCUCAUCCAAGAGCAAGAAGGAAAGGAGUGAGGGUGUGGGGGCUCCAUCAGAGAAGGAGCCCAGCGUGCUCCAGCCUCUCGCCCUGGCUGUGAGGGUGGGACAGUACGAUGCAGGCCAAGGGCCAGAACCUGCUGCAGCCGAGCAGCUCGGGAGUAUAGCUAUCGACACGGGAGCUGCGCUCAAUCCUUUGGGAGUUAAAUCGGAGAUGGAGGAUGGGGAAAGUGAGUGCCGGCAGCCAAAAAAGGUCAAAGCAGAGAAGAUGGAGUCUCCAGUCUCCACGCCUGCAGUUUUGCCCUUGCAUCUCCUGGUCCCCGUUGUCAAUAAUGACAUCUCAUCACCAUGCGAGCAGAUCAUGGUACGCACUCGCUCUGUGGGGGUGAACACCUGCGAUGUGGCAUUGGCUACCGAGCCGGAGUGUCUGGGCCCUUGUGAACCCGGCACCAGCGUCAACCUGGAGGGCAUCGUCUGGCAGGAGACGGAAGAUGGUAUGUUGGUGGUUAACGUGACCUGGAGGAACAAGACAUAUGUGGGUACGCUGCUGGAUUGCACGCAGCAUGACUGGGCGCCCCCCAGGUUCUGCGACUCUCCCACCAGUGACCUGGAGAUGCGGAACGGCCGGGGCAGAGGCAAGCGCAUGCGCCCUAACAGCAACACGCCGGUGAACGAGACGGCCGCUGCCUCGGACAGCAAAGGGACCAGCAACAGUAGCAAGACACGGGCGGGGGCCAGCAGCAAAGGGCGCCGAGGGAGCCAGACCUCCUCGGAUCACCGCCCCCCACCCGGUGGCACUGCCGAGGAUGUGAAAGCCAGCCCCUCGUCAGUGACUAAGCGGAAAAGCAAGCCCCUUUCUGACAUGGAGCUCAACUCGAGCUCGGAGGACUCCAAGGGCAGCAAGCGCAUCCGCACCAACUCGAUGGGCUCGGCUGCCGCGCCCCCAGCCGGGGUCAAGGUAGAACCUGUGGGCCUGGACAGGAACUGCCCCUCCCCCAUCCUCAUCGACUGCCCUCACCCCAAUUGUAACAAGAAGUACAAGCACAUUAACGGGCUGAAGUACCACCAGGCCCACGCACACACGGACGACGACAGCAAGCCGGAGGCGGACGGGGACAGCGAGUGCGGCGAGGAGCCGCCCCUUCACACCGACGUCGGCAGCUGCAACGGCUCCCAAAAGGGCUCCCUCUCGCCGGCCCGAUCGGCCACGCCCAAGGUGCGGCUGCUGGAGCCUCACAGCCCCUCCCCGUCCAGCAAGUUCAGCACCAAGGCCCCCUGCAAGAAGAAGCUGGGCGGAGAAGGUGACAUGGACCCCGGAGCCCUGUCCAACGACGGCUCCGAAGAUGGCCCCUCGAUGGCGGACGAGACAAGCAACGAUGGCUUUGAGUCGCUAGAGAAGAGAUGCCUUGACAAGGAGAAGUGCAAGAAGCCAGCUGGUGCUAAGCCAGACAAGCUCCCUUCCAAAAGCUUAAAGUCCGCCAGACCCAUUGCUCCUGCUAUUCCCCCACAGCAGAUCUACACCUUCCAGACGGCCACCUUCACCGCAGCCAGCCCCGGCUCUUCUGCCGCCUUGACUGCCACCGUAGUCCAGGCCAUGCCCAGCAGCCCCCAGCUCAAGCCCAUCCAGCCAAAGCCCACGGUCAUGGGGGAGCCCUUCACGGUCAACCCCGCCCUGACUCCUUCCAAGGACAAGAAGAAGAAGGACAAGAAGAAGAAGGAAUCCAAAGAGGUCGAAAACCCCCUGACUCCUGGAAAAGUCUGCCGAGUGGAGGAGGGCAAAAGUCCCUUCCGAGGGGAAUCUGGGGAGCUCGGGACCAAAGGGGAGGGCCUCCUGAAUGGUUCGUCUGACCCGCACCAGAGCCGGCUCGCCAGCAUCAAGGCUGAGGCAGAUAAGAUCUACAGUUUCACGGACAACGCGCCGAGCCCGUCCAUUGGGGGCGCCAGCAGGCUGGAGAAUGCUGCUGCCACCGCCCCAGCUCAGCCCAUGACCCCGCUGCACGUGGUUACCCAGAACGGGGCGGAGGCGGGCUCAGUGAAAACCAACAGCCCGGCCUAUUCGGACAUCUCGGAUGCGGGGGAGGAUGGGGAGGGCAAGCUGGAGAGCAUGAAAGCCAAGGACCCUGAGCAGCUGGGCAAGGAAGGCGCAAAGAAAGCGCUUUUCCCUCCCCAGGCGCAGAGCAAGGACUCCCCCUACUACCAAGGCUUUGAAGCGUACUAUUCCCCGGGCUACCCCCAGUCAAGCCCUGGGCCCAUGAACCCCAGCAGCCAAGCUGCCGUGGAGAGCCAGCCCUUGAAGAUGAAGAAGGACGAGGAGCAAGAGAGCCCGGAGGUGAAGGUGAAGAGCGAAGGCUGCGAGGAGAAGAAGGUGGAGCUCAGCAGCUCCAGCCAGCAGCCCUCGGUCAUCCAGCAGCGCCCCAACAUGUACAUGCAGUCCCUCUACUACAACCAGUACGCCUACGUGCCCCCCUACGGCUACAGCGAGCAAGGCUACCAUGCCCACCUGCUGAGCACCAGCCCGGCCUACCGGCAACAGUACGAGGAGCAGCAGAAGCAAAGGCAGAGCCUGGAGCAGCAGCAGCCCCGCGGGCUGGAGAAGAAAGCAGAGCUGGGCCUGAAGGAGAGGGAGGCAGCCCUCAAGGAGGACUGGAAGCAGAAGCCGUCCGUCCCUCCCACGCUCACAAAAGCCCCUAGCCUUACGGACCUGGUGAAAUCGGGGCUGAGCAAGGCCAAGGAGCCGGGGGCUGCUGACAUGGCCAAGUCAGUGAUCAUCCCCAAGCUGGAGGACUCCUCCAAGGUCCCCAGCCAGGUGGCCGAGGGACUCAAGGUGAAGCUGGCCGAGGCCAGCCACCUGGGGAAGGAGACGGCAGAGUCGAAAGCGGGCGUGGAGUGCGGCAGGCAGGCAGAGGUGGACCCCGUCCUGUGGUACAGACAGGAAGCGGAGCCCAGGAUGUGGACCUAUGUUUAUCCUGCCAAGUACUCGGAGCUCAAGAGCGAGGACGAGAGGUGGAAAGAGGAGAGGGACAGGAAGUUGAAGGAAGAAAGGAGCCGAAGCAAAGAGGCCGGCCCUAAGGAGGAUGGGAAGGAGAGCACAAGCUCUGAAUGCAAACUGACGUCCUCCGAGGAGUCCCGCAUGGUGGGGAAAGACCCCAGACCCAGCGUCCACGUCCCCGUGUCUUCGCCCCUCACCCAGCAUCAGUCCUACAUCCCCUACAUGCACGGCUACUCCUACAGCCAGUCGUACGACCCCAACCACCCCAGCUACCGGGGCAUGCCAACCGUCAUGAUGCAGAACUACCCAGGAUCCUACCUGCCCUCCAGCUAUUCCUUCUCCCCAUAUGGCAGCAAGGCCUCUGGGAGUGAGGACGGUGACAAGGCGCGAGCCAGCCCCAGCGUGAGCUGCAAACCCAGCUCAGAGUCCAAGGCCCUGGACAUCCUGCAGCAGCAUGCCAGCCACUACAAGAGCAAGUCUCCCACGAUCAGCGAGAAGGCGUCUCAAGAGAGGGAGCGUGGCGGCUGCGGGGUGGUAGCUGGGGGUGGAGGCUGCAGCAGCGUUGGGGGAGCAGCAGGCGGAGAGAGGAGCGUAGAUCGGCCCCGGACCUCCCCUUCCCAACGCCUGAUGUCAACACACCACCACCACCACCACCUGGGGUACUCUCUGCUGCCAGCCCAGUACAACCUGCCCUAUGCAACAGGUCUCUCUUCGACAGCCAUCGUGGCCAGCCAGCAGGGCUCCGCUCCCUCCUUGUACCCGCCUCCCAGGAGGUGAGAAUGGACGCGCUGUGAUUGGAUAAAGGGGUCUGUACCAAGUCAUGUGACUGGCUCACAUGAGGAAGCGCUGGAAAUUCCAUUAGACAUCAGUUGAAUGGUGUUAAUUGUUCUGUUUGACGUUCCUGCCCUAAUCUGAGGCAGACUUUCCUCUUCCCGAUGGGACACGCGGGUCCCCGCCCCCUCCACGCCCCUUUCCUUGUGAGCCGGGGAGCUGGAACCUACAGGAAUAUUUAUUCUACUGCCCACCGUCCCUGGGAAGGGAAGCGACCUGCCUGCCUGGUGCAUAUGAAGAGGCAAUGGAAGCACCGAGGGUUUCCGGUGGAUUUGAUUCAGUGUCCCUUUGGAGGUCACUGCUUCGCCAGGGUCUGAGCAGCACAGGACACGGGGUGGGGAGGGAGCACCAGCCGGGCCUGCUCAGCACGCAGCCCUCCCGCCAGCUGCACUUGGCUCCAUGGGAGUGCAGCCCAGAUCGCUAGAGUCGAGUUGCCUGGACCCAGAGUCGCAGUCCCAGGGAAGAAAGUUUAGGUCUCUUUUCAUUUGUAGUAGUGCUGAUCAGGUACCAGCGAGGAGCGUGGGUGGAUGGUUCAGUGCAGCGGGAUGGGUGCGUGUCUCUGGUGAGCGAGCAAGCGCGCGCGCCCAUGGACAUGUCAGUGCAGUGUGGGGGUGGACUCGGUGCACAGUGGGGGACAAGUAGCAUCUGCAGCAUGGGGAAGAGAGCACAUGUCAGUGCAGCGGGGGGUGAGCGUGCGUCAGUGCAGCCUGGGGGGGCGUCAGUGCAGCACAGGGGAGGAGGGGGCUUAUCAGUGCAGCGGGUGGCGGGUUCACACUUCAGCUGUGUACUCGGCCGGUGCCCAGAGUGCCAUGCCCUGUAUUAAGCAGGUUUGUCAGUGUUCAGGCAACGCAGAGAGGUGCUGGGUGCCCAGACUAGUCUAGCUGUGGGGUGAACAGGAGUCACCGGCUAAGAAUCUGUUCUGCCCCCUCCGGGUGCUCUGCUGCUAGGGGUUUUCCCCUCAGGCUCCCAGUGCCCCUGCCAGCCCUGUCUCUUCUGCCUCCUUUCCACUCAUCUUCCUCAGACCCGCUGCACUGGCAGCUGCCAUCCCCCCGCCCCGCCUUCCCUGCUGGCAGGGGGCAUGGGUUGCCAUGGCUCAGGCUAACCCCAGUUUGUCACAAACAAGGCCCUUGGGUGGGCUCUCCCUCUGAGUCCUGUGAGCGUUCUGCCCCCCCCGCUCCACCUGCAGGGUUGACCGGCUGCGUGGCCGUUCCCCCCUGCACAGACCUAGGGCCCCCCACGUUUGCAUAGUCGUCAGUGCACGCGUGCGAGCACUGGCGGGGGCGUGCUAGGCCUGCUCUCGGCACCGCACCUGGGGCUGGGGGGACGGGAAGCUCUUCCAACGCUGGAUGGAGUUGUCUCCUCCGGAGGCUGGCCAGUCUGUGCAGAUGGGGGGCAGGUCUGCUCUGGGCUAGGGAAGCAGCCGGUGGUGGCACCUGCAUCUCUGCCCGGCUGCUGCAGGGGCCUCUGCCUUGGGCGCGCCAAACUCCAGUUCAUUUGGUGGGUUUUUAAUUUUGGAUUUCUGAGCUGUGAGGGGCGUGGGAGGUGAGAGCAUGGAGCAGUGGGUCUGACGCGGCUGGGCGCGUCCCCCGGCCUCUGGGCGCGUCCCCCGGCCUCUGGGCGGGAGGGAGCCGGGGUGUGUGUGCUGUGAACCCCCCACCCCAUGGACGUAGGCAGUAGCUGUAGGACUGUUCAUGCUUUGCCAGGCUCCAUUAGCCGAACUGGUCCUUGCCCUCCCCCCUCAGCUGGCCUUGCUGAUGUGCUGUAAGGACCGCUCCCUGGCCUACGGGCAGCAUGGUGCUGCUGCACAGCCCAGGUGCUGCCGCGAGGGGCUGAUCUCCAGGAGUUAGCAGCCACUCGAAGCUGAUCCCAGCCGGCCUAUUCCACCCCUCGAGGCAUGGGAGGUCCCCCAGCAGAGCAGGGGCUGGCUCGCUCCCCGCUGUUGGCUCACCCCCAGCCUGGCCCAGAGCCGCUGGGCGUUCUGGCUCUGCGCUGUGCAGUGUCUGGCGAGCUGUGUGUCGCGUUGUCCCGGGCUGUGCGCCGCCCGCGGGCGCUGUACAUACUGUAAAAAGGAAUUGUUUGAAAGCUGUUGUUUUGGUUUUUGUUUCUUUCCCUGUGGGAGGAGCCCCCCCCUCCCCCCGUGUGCAAUCAAAGAGGAGCCACUGUUGAGUGUGUCGGCCCUGGUGUCCAAUGAAGGCAGUGUGUCCGCGCAGCCCUGCCCCCUCCCGCAGCCGCCCUUCAUUGGACUGAUUCUUUUAACCUUUUCCUUUUGUCUGUCAAAGGAACCCGGGUGCUUGCUCCGCUUACAGCCAGGCUCUGUCUGCUGCAUGGGAGGGGCCAGCCCAGCCUCCCUCAUCUCCCGCAGGGCUCAGCCAAAGGGCCGAGGGUGGGGCGGUCUUUCCCAGGGUUCUCAGGAGUAGGAGGCUGGGAAAUGCUGCAGUGCCCCCCAGCACCUCCAGGACACACGCAGCUCAGCUGCGGCCAGAGCAGAGAAUCCACCUGCCACCACCCAGAGCAGCUGCCCUCUGGUCACCUGUCUGGUGUAAUGGCAUGGGGCCUAGGUGGGUUUCCUAGGGCCUGGUAGGGUAGGGAGGUUCGGAUUGGCUUCGAGGGUGGGAACUGCCUGCCUGGGGGACUUAGGAGGCAGAGCCCCAUCCCUCGGGGAGUCUUGGGCCUAGCCUUUCGCUCUGCCUGUGGCUGGGCAAGGGUCUCCCAAGCUGCUGGCAUGAAGUGACACGCAGAGCCACCUGGGCCCCAUGGAGCCCAAUUCCCAGCGGGGGGCGGGGACCUAUUUGUGUGUGUUGGUACCAACGAGGGGGUCAGAUGGCUUCAGGUUCCUUAUGGUGGGGCUGGGGGUUGGUCUCUUCCUGGUACCUUGGGGUGGCAUCGCCAGCCUGCUCCCCAGCUGCCUGGCACCUGGCUCUGGCAGCUGGGAGACCAUCAGGCAGCCUUGCCGGGCCAAGGAACUCCUGGGGCUGGGCAGUGCCAGCCCCUGGCCCAGCUGCUCGGCGGUGGGGCUGGCAGGGGGCUGGCAGAGAGGGCUCUGGCAUGUUGAAAAUGGGAGGGUUUGAGCUGCGGGGACAAUUCAGCGCCCUGUGCCCAGCUGCUGCCACCCAUUGUGGGCAAAGGGUUUCCCAGCCCCCCUUUCGGAAGUGCCACUUGGCUUCCGCCUGCCCAUAGGUGGUAAUUAAAGCUGCCGUGUAACCCGUAGUUUGAGGUUUGACAGUUUCAAUGUUCCUGGUGGGCUCCUGCUGCCGCAGGAGGGGGGUGGUCGGCUGGGUAGCACGCUGCAGUCCUGUCCCUUGUAGCAGUGUCUGUUCGGAGUUACCCCCCCGCGCCGGAGCACUGUGAGCAGGGUCCCAGCGGGGCGUUGAAGCGCUGAUGUUCUAGCUCUUGUUUCCGUUGGAGUUGCUGUGUUGGGUUUAAUUUCAGUCUUCCUGAUUCUGCCCUUCUGUAAAGUGUACAUUAUUACCAAGCUCCUUGUUUUUUAUAUAUAUAUAUAUAAAUAUAUAUAUACACAACCUGCGCUCUCCCUGCCCGGGGCCAGUCAGGCAAGGAGAGAGAAUAAAUCUUUUUAAGAGACAAUCACAAA
This is a messenger RNA of Caretta caretta (loggerhead turtle), 8205 nucleotides long. RefSeq names its product zinc finger protein 609 (gene ZNF609). The record is from RefSeq and is a predicted model, not a curated record. Gene Ontology annotation, biological process: regulation of transcription by RNA polymerase II. Gene Ontology annotation, cellular component: nucleus. Lineage: Eukaryota; Metazoa; Chordata; Testudines; Cheloniidae.